This is a messenger RNA of Diversispora eburnea, 893 nucleotides long. The record is from the annotation of a GenBank genome assembly. Lineage: Eukaryota; Fungi; Glomeromycota; Glomeromycetes; Diversisporales; Diversisporaceae.
AAAAACAUAAAUUUAUUUGGGAAAUUAAAAUGGGAGAAUUAAAAGAAAAAAGAGUUCAUUUAGACGAUACCGAGUUAUAUCAUUUUAAACUGGACGCCAAACAAUUUUCGCAAGGGCACGAUACUAUAUUAGUUUAUUCAAAAGACGGAGAAAAAUGGAAACCAAACUUUUUAGAAAAAAAAUUGAACCUUGGAGAUUUUAAGUUCCAGGACGAAAAAGGACGACAUUAUAAACGGGUUACUUUGCGAAAAACGGGAAGCAAUAGUGCUCGGGCUGACCGUCCGAAUAUGUUUUAUCCGAUUAAGGCACCCGAUGGAGAAGCAGUUUUCCCCAUGCGCCGAACGGCGCGGGGCGUUGAAGAUGAGGGUAGUGCCACAGCCAAAAAAGAAAUUAAAAAAUUGUUUCCGGAAAUUGAGCCAUUUCAAACCCCGAAACCCGAAAGCCUACUAAAAAGGAUUAUUGAGAUUGCCACUAAUGAAAGUGAUGUAGUUUUAGAUUAUUUUGCUGUUGAAAAAUCUAUGUUUGCUACUCAUUCCGGAAUAAUUUGUAUUGCCGACCAUGCCUUAAAUGGUAAACUAGCAAAAUUAGUUGCUACUCAAUUAGAAUAUGAUUAUCAGUCUGACAACGAACAUUUUUGUGGCAAAAAAGGAGAUGUUUUAUUAGCCGUAGUAGAUGGAAUGUUGACCGAGGGAUUACUUAAUUUUUUACUUAAUUCUAUGGAAGAAAAUAAAUUUUUAGAAAUUGCUGCUUUGGCUGUUGACCCAGAAUUAGAGAAUAAAAAAUUUAAUAAUGUUAAAAUUGAAAAAAGUAAAGAAGAAUUAGACAAAAGAGAAAAAGAAUUAAGGGAAAAAUUAGAAGAAACUAAGAAAAGAGAAAAAUCAGUGGAAAAUUGA